AUGGGAUUGUUUGGUGUUCAGAAUUUUGUGCAAUUCGGCCUUUUGGACUAUUUCAAAAGCAGACCUACCAAGUUGGAUAUGUGUCAAGUGUUUACCAUCAACGAAGAUGCAAGAAAAGUAGGGGUGAUGAUAUACUUCAUGCGCGUGCUAUCUCUUCAAAACCAAGAUCCCCAUAAACACUACACUCACCCGUGGGUAACAUCCUAUCCCCCCAUAUUUGUUCACAAGAGCCAAAACGUAAUAAUUCCAACACUCGUGGUGUUCCUGAUCCGGCAGAAUUCUAUACGCCUUCCCGAGACAACUGUGCAAGGACACGGCGGAAAGGGGGCUAUAUCAAUUCUUCCCUUAGUGUACCAUCAAUCCAAUCAUACAGUAUAUAGUCUGAGACACCAUGAAGACCCCCUUUGCCAUCUUAGCAGCGUUGGCCACGGCCACAACGGUAGUGGCCAGACCAUUCGCAACCAGCGGGACUGGGCUCAACAAGCACGCGAUGAUCGGCUCGCUGACAUACCUGAUGACUGGGACAUCAUUGAGUUAUCCUUUGGCGAGCCCACGUCUAUAACGUCAGGAGAUAUCAGAUUCACCAUGUGCCCCAAGACAGAAUGCCCCAAUGUCGAGAGCGAGGAGGAGUUCAAGGUUGCGAUUAAGGCUAAGCAAGCCAAGGGGAAGAAGGUUCUUCUUUCAAUUGGAGGGCAGAAUGGCCAGGUCCAACUCACCACGACUGGGGCACGGGAUAAAUUCGUCAGCUCUGUGGGGGGUAUCAUCGACCAGUACGGCCUUGACGGCCUGGACAUCGAUUUCGAGGGGCACUCCCUGUAUCUUGACCAGGGGGACACCGACUUCAAGAACCCCAAGACGCCCGUCAUCGUCAACCUGAUCGCUGCCCUGAAGGCCUUGAAGCAGAAGUACGGCAACUCCUUCGUCCUGACCAUGGCACCGGAGACCUUCUUCGUGCAGCUGGGCUAUAGUUUCUACGGGCCCUCAAGCGGCAACGACCCCAGAGCUGGAGCCUACCUGCCCGUCAUCCACGCCAUGCGUGACGACCUGACCGUUCUGCAGGUCCAGAACUACAACUCCGGCCCGAUAAUUGGUCUCGAUAACCAGUAUCACAACGUCGGCACUCCGGACUUCCUCGUCGCCAUGGCAGAUAUGCUCAAGGCCGGAUUCCCCGUGGCCAAGACAAACACCACUUUCCCACCGCUGAGAGAUGAUCAGAUUGCCAUUGGACUGCCCGCCACGGUGAAUGCAGGCAACGGGUUCGUCGACACCGAUGGCGUACAGAGCGCCCUAGACUGUUUGAUGACGGGCGAGUCCUGCGGCACAUACAAGCCUCGCGGGGGCAAGUCGCCAUCCUUUAGGGGUCUGAUGACCUGGUCCAUCAACUGGGACAAGUUCUCCGGCUGGCAAUUCAUGGACCCUCACCGCAAGUACCUCAACAGCUUCCCUUGA
Microsporum canis CBS 113480 is the source of this 1449-nucleotide messenger RNA. RefSeq names its product exochitinase 1. Gene Ontology annotation, biological process: carbohydrate metabolic process. The coding region runs from base 1 to 1449 and encodes 482 amino acids. Gene Ontology annotation, molecular function: chitin binding; hydrolase activity, hydrolyzing O-glycosyl compounds. NCBI's taxonomy places the organism in Eukaryota, Fungi, Ascomycota, Eurotiomycetes, Onygenales, Arthrodermataceae. The transcript is spliced from 4 exons. The record is from RefSeq and is a predicted model, not a curated record.